GGUUGUGAGAAAUUAGCCAUGGUAUUCCUAGAAUUACCUGGUAGUAUGGCGAUGAAAUUAGUAACAGAGGCAUUAAUUCUGUAUCAGGCACCACUUUUUGUAGAACAGUUUCUGGCAAAGUACUCUGACUCACCACUUUCUCUUUUUCUUAACAGUGGUUCUAAUUGGAAAUAUCAGUUUGCUGUUAUUCACAAUGAUGUUUAA
Molecule: messenger RNA, 204 nt
Organism: Racocetra persica
Lineage: Eukaryota; Fungi; Glomeromycota; Glomeromycetes; Diversisporales; Gigasporaceae
Source: the annotation of a GenBank genome assembly